This is a messenger RNA of Carica papaya (papaya), 1585 nucleotides long. Its product is annotated as serine carboxypeptidase-like 13. Lineage: Eukaryota; Viridiplantae; Streptophyta; Magnoliopsida; Brassicales; Caricaceae. Gene Ontology annotation, molecular function: acyltransferase activity, transferring groups other than amino-acyl groups; serine-type carboxypeptidase activity. The record is from RefSeq and is a predicted model, not a curated record. Gene Ontology annotation, biological process: secondary metabolic process; proteolysis.
AAAGAAAAAAAAAAAAAAAAAGACAGAGACACGAUGAUAAAGUGGGUAUUCUCACAGUUGCUGUUGCUUCUUCUGUUUCUUUCCAAGCAUGGCUUCUCAAGACAUAUUGUCAAGAAUCUACCGGGCUACUCCGGCCAACUCCCCUUCACUCUUGAAGCUGGAUACAUAAGCGUGGGGGAUUCAGAGAUUUUCUACACGUUUGUUGAAUCUCAAGGAAAUCCGAGAGAAGAUCCGGUUAUACUUUACUUGACGGGAGGUCCUGGUUGCUCCGGCUUCCAUUCAUUUUUCUACCAAUCAGGUCCUCUUCAGUUCACUACUUACAUAGCCGAUGGAGUGCCGGGGCUGUCCCUCUACCCUUAUGCAUGGACUAAGAUGGCAAGCAUUAUAUAUAUUGAUGCACCUGUUGGGGCUGGAUUUUCCUACGUAAGAAAUUCAGGAAAGCUGACUGUAUCAGACUCUAAAGCAGGAUAUGAAAUUCAUAUGUUUGCAAGGAAGUGGUUCAGCGAACAUCCAGAAUUUAGUAAAAAUUCUUUCUAUAUUCUUGGCGAUUCUUACGCUGGCAUGUACGCUCCAUUGACUGCAUCCCAUAUCGUCAAUGGUAAUAGAGCAGGAUUAUUGCCGCAGAUAAACUUAGCUGGAGUGGUGGGUGGAUCUCCAUUUACAGAUGAGUUUCUUCAUGCUAAUGAUAAAGUGGAAAUGAGUCAUCGAUUAGGACUUAUAUCUGACGAAGUGUACGAGUCGGCCACAAAGAACUGCAACGGAGAUUAUGUUCAUGUGGAUUAUUCAUCCAACAGGCCAUGUUUUGAAGAUGUUAAGGCAGUCAAUGAGUCCAUUGCUGACAUAAAUGUAGAGAACGUAGUGCUCCCGAACUGUUGGUUUUUAACAUCAAAAUCAAAUCUUAAAGAAGCUCGAAGAUUUCUCCAACAGAAACCCACCAAUAUUCUCCCUCCUCACAACUCCAUUCUUGAUCCAGAUUUUUGUGCCGACACGAUUCUUCUUCAUGAACUGGCUCAAAUGUGGGCGAACAAUGAAAAAGUACAAGACGCUCUUCACGUUCGUAAAGGAAAAGUUAAAGAAUGGAUGAGGUGCAACAUUACGUAUAUAACAGAUGUAUAUAAGUAUGAUAUUGAAAGUGUUGUUGAUUACCAUCGCAAUCUUACCAAGGAAGGAUUACGAGUUUUAAUUUAUGGUGGUGAUCAUGAAACACUCGUAUCUUAUUACUCUACUCUACAAUGGAUAAGAAGUCUUGAUCUAACUCUUGAGAGUGCUUGGAGACCAUGGUCCGUGGAUGGUCAAACUGCUGGAUACACAUUGAAGUACAAAAAUUCGGAAUAUCGCCUUACUUAUGCUACCCUAAAAGGAGGAGGUCAUUCUCCCACGGAGACAAAUCGAAAAGAUUGUUACGAAAUGUUUGAAAGAUGGAUUCAUUCUCGCCCGUUAUAAAACAUAAUAUCUAUGAACCAAAAUCUUUGGGAAUUAUUCAAUGUUUUUGCCAUAUUGAGUAACUCACUUCAUCUUUUUAUUUUUUUUCCAAUGUUCAAAUAUUGUCUUGUAUCUCCAUUUGUAAGGUCUAAAGAUUUGACCA